CAUUAGUAGUGAAUAACCACACGCUAUUUACUAAUAAUUUUUGCACUUGGGAGGGGAACUCUUCUAGAAAUUACAGCCCAUCGCCCACAGGAAUGAGUGGGUGAUGAGGGAUAAGAGCAGCACGCACCCUCGAAAUAUCGCUCAGAUCUCAUCAAGCGCACUUUAUUUCUGCGCAUAAUCUGACGCUGCGCAUCACAAAUAAGAUGGGUUUGUUGGUGAGGUUCGUUCUUCUAUUCAGUUUGUUAAUCAUACGGAUGUCUGCGCUUAAUGUUUUCCCUGAGAAAUUCGUCGUUGGUGAGAAAAACCACACCAUUACGCUUGAUUGUAAAACGAAUAAAAAGAGUGUCACGUGGAAACUACAGGAUACAGACGGCUCACUGGAAGAACUGGAUUCAGAGUAUGAAAAACCCAAUGGUACGAAACUGAUCGUAUACAACCUGCAAGUAGACCAAGUUGGGAAUUACACCUGUUGGAGUGACGAAGGUGUUGAAGAUUACACCUAUCUUCUACUGGACAUGUCUAAAGAACCUGCAGGUCUCAAUAUAAAUUGCACAGCCGAAACUUUUUCCUGCGCCAAUAACCUGAAGUGCUCAUGGGGCGCAUCCGAUUACACAGCAUUCAGACUACGCAAUAUGCGUGACGGUGGCAGCUGGGUGUCACAGUCUGUGGAUGGGGUAUUUUAUGUGCCACACUCCACAAAUUCUUUUUCGGAGGAGUCUGAGCGACUGCUGAUAACUGGAGAAGCAGUUUCAUCAUGCUGCUAUAAAAAAACCGAGAACAGCUUCUUCUUGAGGGACAUUGUUAAACCCGCUGGUCCGAACAUUUCCAGAUGUAUUCAAAGAAAAAAAAACGAGACAAUAGAAGUGGAGGUGAAGCCUCCCUCGACGUGGCCGCAGCCGCACAGUUUCUUUCCUCUGACGCAUCAGAUUGAGUACGAGAUGCGCGACAACGGGGAGGUGAGGACUCAUCAAUGGGAGGGGCCAACGGUUAAAGUUCAGGGGGUCGUCACAAAAUUGAGAGCACGCUGCAGAGACCCGCUGGUCCUCUCUCAAUGGAGCGAAUGGACACCUUGGAAAAAUGUAUCAUCACGAAGGAAAGGAAAGCAUACCAAGACAAAGAACAGAAAAAACAACAGAGAAAAAACAACAGAGAAAAACAACAAAGAAAAAACAACAAUGAAAAAAACAACAGAGAAAAAACACAAAAACAAAAAAAUCAUCUAACCUGGACUGGUUUUUAAAUGUUUAACUAUAUUGUAUUAAAAGAUCAUCUGUUUAGUUGACUGAUGAGCUAAGAACAGUUAUAAAACUUUGAAUCAACAGCA
Molecule: messenger RNA, 1324 nt
Organism: Misgurnus anguillicaudatus (oriental weatherfish)
Lineage: Eukaryota; Metazoa; Chordata; Actinopteri; Cypriniformes; Cobitidae
Gene: il12b2
Product: interleukin 12B 2
Molecular function (GO): protein binding
Source: RefSeq, a predicted model, not a curated record